AUGCCAAAUCGCUCGCUCGCACCAUCGUCACCAUCGUUUGAGGUAAUGAUGAAGCCACCGCAGAAGCCGGUGGAAGUGUCCGUACAGCAAACGGUGGGUUGUCCAACGGCCGAGGAGGGCAAUGCAACCACAGGUGCAGCAAACGGUGGCAAUGAGCAACAGCAGCUGGGUGGUAAAUCGGUGGCGACGCCUCCCGGGUCGGCUACGAUGGUAUCGAACGCGUCCACCAUGGUCACUAGCAGCGGUGCAACAAUUCUAAGCGGGUUAGAAAAGUCGGGCGUUACCAUCUCGGCCGAGGCAUCCCGUGCGCUCCAAACUCACGCACUGCAGAUCGCUCAUUCGCAGAUCGUUACGACCAGUCAGAGUCCGGCCACCGUUACUGUGGCCACUUCGCAGCAUCAACAGCAGCAACAGCAUAGCAACAUCAUCCUGGUCCGUGGUUCGCGCUCCGAAAACGGUCAGAUUAUACUGCAAAACACGCACGAACUGUUGAGUUUGCUGAGCGAUGAGGAUAAGCCGAUCUUCCUGCAGCACCAGCGCCUCACAACGACCAGUGCCGGUGCGACCAUCACGAAGGCUCACGCUACCAAAACACUCGCCGAGCCCGGUACCGGUGGGGCUAGUACAAUCCUUUUCCAGCCGGCCAUUAAGAGCGGUACGCUGGAGGGUAUCGGUGGUGUCGGCGGUGGCGGUAGUACGAUUCUGCUGCAAUCGGACGCACUGAAGAAGGGUACCACGCUGGAGGUGGGCACAUCGUCCGGGUCGGGCAGUACCGGUGGGCCGAUCUUUCUGCAGCAACGGUUGAGCAAAAAUGGCACCGAAGGUCCGAUUCUGUUGCGCACGCUUAAGCGACUUGAUAAAUCGCAGUCGAUUCUGGUGAUACGCAAUGCCACCACGGCCGGUACGGUUGCAACGGCCGGCAGUACGAUGGUGGCGGCUUCGGCCGCCGCUUCCGGUGGUAUUUCGGUGUCGACGGCCGGUGGUGCCACGCUGGCCAAAGUGAAGCCGAUUUCGACGCCUACAACGACGGUGGUUACGGUGACGGCUGCUCCGGUCGGUGCUAGCAAUGUUGGCGGUGCUAUCGCACGGCGUGUGCAGGAGGAAGCAGAGGAGAAAAAGGAACCGACCGUGGUGGCGAAGGUAGUCCACAAGACGAACAAUAUGCCGCUGGGAACAGAUGGUGAACCGAUCAAACUUCCGGAUAAUUUGGAGAGUUUACCCCGGGCAGACCAUUUCCCAACCCAACGACACCGGUGGAAUACCAAUGAGGAAAUUGCGGCCAUCCUAAUCAGCUUCGAUAAACAUUCCGAAUGGCAGUCGAAGGAGGUGAAAACGAGACCGAAAAGUGGUUCGAUGCUGUUAUACUCCCGCAAAAAAGUACGCUACCGACGUGAUGGUUACUGCUGGAAAAAGCGUAAAGAUGGCAAAACAACCCGCGAAGACCACAUGAAGCUGAAGGUGCAGGGUACGGAAUGCAUCUACGGUUGCUAUGUCCACUCUGCCAUCCUGCCAACCUUUCACCGGCGCUGCUACUGGCUCCUGCAGAACCCCGACAUCGUGCUCGUACACUACCUGAACGUUCCGUACCCGGACGACAACAAGAUGGCAGUCAUCACGCCGAACCUGGCGCUCUGGGGUGACAAGAAGGAGUGGACGAAGGAGGAGCUGGUAAGCCAGCUGAAGCCAAUGUUUUUCCCCACAGUUUUCAGCGAGGACGAGCCGGACACGGCGAACGAGAUUGAAAUCUCGACGGCCGAAACGGUGGAAGCGAUCGUAAGUCAGCUGAUGGAGAAGCAGCGGAUGGCACGGCAGACCGCAUUGGUGAAGCAGCUCGAGUGUGGCUGCCCGGAUGCGAACUGUGCCGAUGGGAAAUCAUGUUCCCAUCCGAUGCGACGCAUCAGCGCAGCGAAGAGCGUACAGGAGCUGGGCAAACGGACGGAUGGACAUGGUGGUGGUACGGCACCGAACGUGCUGAUCGGUUCUAGGAUGUAUCCCCGAUGGUUGGAUAAUCGAAGGAUGGCGACUGGACGGGUUGAGCAGCAGCAGCAGCAGCAGCAGCAGCAGCAGCAACACCCACAGCACACCAUUCUCGACCCGAAUGGUGCGCGUGCCAUCACACCGAAGACGCUCGAUUCGUCGAUACACUUCCAAGUCAUUCCUACCUCGGCCCAGAGCCUCACCGGUCAGAAUUCAAUUAGGCCCGGCAAUCAGAACCCAUCCGGGCUGGUUUCGCUGAGCAGCAGUAACAGUAGCUCACAAUUAACAAGUGUCAGUAGUCACAUUACAAACGGCAUUGGCGGUGGCUCGCAAGGCAAUCAUCUCGGUGGACAUCGAUCCGCCAUGAUUAUCACAACCAAUCAGCAUCAGCAGCAACAUCACCAACAGCAGCAGCAACAGCAACACCCCCAUCAUCACCCCCAGCAGCAGCAUCCAGGUGUGCAUUCGCACCAUGGACAUCCUCAGCAUGCUCAACAGCAACAUACGCUUACGAUGAACGGUAGCAGUAAUUCGUCCAGCAGCAGCAGCAACAGCACCAACAGCAACAACACCAGUAACACCAGCGGUGGCAAUCAAUUAACCGCGAUUGGCCACUCCAAUCAAGUGACAUCAUCGAAUGGCAGCAGUGCCGGAACUGGCACAGACCGGUCCAGCACUGUGAACGGUGUACCUGCGGGAGCUCGGGAUGCGAACAUCAAUCUAAACGGCAGCAACGAGAAUCAUAUAUCAAUGAUCGGGACCACCGGUCAAACCAAUCGUCCAUCGAAUACGCACGGUGCGAACCAGCGGUCCGGCACGGAUGCAGGCUGCGGUGACUCGAGUGGAGUUGCGAACGGGUCUGGACUGAUGUCGAACGGCAGCACCAAUGGACAGGGCGGUCAGGGUGCGACGGUUCAUCAUAAUCGAAUUACGAUUAAUGGCAACAGUGCAUCGGUUGCGACAUCGACUCCUCCGCUGGUGCUUAGCCUGGGUCAGAAUCUUGGAGCACCCGGUAGUUUGUUGAUACUAAACGGUCAACAGCAGUCGUACGUGUGCCAAUCGCAGCACCAAAAGUCGAACGACAAGGAUGCAGAUGCGACCAUCAAAACGGAAGCUUCUUCCAGCUCGAUCGCGAAGCAAGAAAUGAUGGAUGCAUCAUCGUCACCCGUACCAUCCCUAACGCACCAUCAGACGAGACAGUCAUCACAGCCAGCGAGUAGUUCACCGUCUUCGGCCACAACGGGUGGGGCGUCCUCCGAGAAGCAAUCGUUCGAGAGCAUAUUUGGCUAUCAGGACCACACGCCGAUGGCGAGUCCGGUGCAGAGCAUGGAAAACAGUGGCCCCACACACCAUCACGACAAUCUGCCAUUCUUCAACGAAACGCUCGAUCUGUCGCAGGAGGACAUACAGAAGACGCUUAGCGCCAACAUGCCACUGGGCGGACACGUUCCCGGUCACGACAGCACACCGACCGAUGAUGCAAUGAACGGUGAGAUCAACCCGAUGGACUUCAUCGAGAACUGUGGUGAUGUGAACCAUGGCACGGUGGAUGACGAUGUGUUUGUUAAUCUGGAUGCGUUUGAUAUGCUGGUGGAGUUCCCGGAGCUGGAGCUGGACGCGAAGAAUGAAUUUUUGCGCGAUGGCACCGACGACGGUACGGAGGACACGACCGGUGGAGGAGAUCUCGCGGGCGAUAGUGGUAGCGAGCUCGGGCAGUACAAGCACCACGUACAGAGCGAGCAGCAGCAGCAGCAGCAACCAUCCCAGCCGCUCGCGAACGCGUCCACCAUUACGGACUUUAGUCCGGAAUGGGCAUACCCGGAGGGUGGCAUCAAAGUGCUGGUGACCGGACCGUGGAGUGCCAGCUCCGCCUAUACAGUAUUAUUCGAUUCGUUCCCGGUGCCGACAACGCUCGUGCAGGACGGUGUGCUGCGGUGCUACUGUCCGGCGCACGAGGUGGGCGUCGUGACGCUGCAGGUCGCCUGUGAUGGUUUUGUGAUAUCCAAUGCGGUCAACUUCGAGUACAAAUCUCCGCCAAAGUUCGAGACGAAAUGUGAGGGUAACGGUAACGAUAUGCUGUACAAGUUCAAUCUGCUGAACCGUCUCGAAUCGAUCGACGAGAAGCUCCAGAUAAAGGUCGAACCGGGGGAGUUGCCCGAAGAUACGCUUCUCUUCAAGCAAAACAACUUUGAGGAUCGUCUGGUAAACUAUUGUGAGACGCUGACGGCAAAAAUGUGGCGCUCAGUAACUCCGGGACCGUUCAUUGAUAAGCACCAGGGAAUGACACUGCUCCAUCUGGCAGCGGCACUCGGGUAUGCUAAGUUGGUGCGCACGAUGCUCACCUGGAAGGCGGAAAACUCAAACGUCAUCCUAGAGGCUGAAAUCGAUGCACUCAGCCAAGAUAAGGACGGUUACACGCCUCUGACACUGGCCUGCGCUCGUGGACAUACCGAGACGGCCAUCAUACUGUACAAGUGGAACCAGAACGCGCUGAACGUACGCAACCACGCCCAGAAGAGCCCGGUCGAUGUGGCCUGUGACUAUGGUCACGUUGAGCUGGCGCGGGAACUCGAACGGCAGGAAAAGGAGCGACUCCACAUCCAGCAGCGCACCCCAACGAGUGCUUCCAUUCCGACGCUUGCCUCCAUCUCGUCGUCCACGACGGCUUCUUCCAGCACGAUUUCCGCUUCCUCCGCUUCGCCAAACACAUUGCCAACCAGCUGCUCGAAUCACUCUUCCAGCGCCUCCUCACCGGCGGUCUCACCAGCGCAGACAUCCACCGGACAGGAUGCAGCUGGCACGGGCGGCUCGACGACCGGCCGAUUUUCCGGUACCGAUCUUCUUAGCAAUCUGAACGAAAGCAAUAGUAGCAGUAGUAACAGUAGCAACAGCAGUUCCGCCAGCAUUAGCAGCAGCACCGGUACUGACUGCAAACCGACGGAUGGUAAUAACAACCUGCACGCCAAUGCCGGCGGUGAUAUGCACUCGCUGGCGAACGACGCAUCCGGCACGAUGCACAACUUUCUGAACCUGAAUCAAAUCUUCAGCUAUGGCGAGGGUUUGCAUGGUACGAACAGUGACAGCUGUAGUAACGAUAACUUCGGUCUGGUGGCGGCCUUUAAUCCAUCGCUCUCGCCGACCGCCUUGUCACCGUACAGCGAGAUGAAGGGUUCCUGCUCGUCAACUGGUUCACAGUCGGGGGGAUUACACUAUGGGCUGGAGAAUACCAACUCCAAUCCGAUGCUCUCCAAUGCACUGUCACCGAACUCGGACAGCAAUCGUAGCCACGAUGGUGUGUUCUUACGUCCCGGUGCCGUCUAUUCGAGUCAAAGUCCUCCGGGUGCACGGCUUUCCAAGCGCUCCUCGAUCGACAGUGGCAUCAAUAUGGACAACCGUUCCGGUGGGCUUAGUCGGACGGGCAAAACGUUCCGCGACGCUCAGCGCACAAACCGCAUGGAUCGGAGCAUGUCACUUCCGCUGGCAUCGGGCCAGCCGAGUGGCAAAAACCAACCCGGUACACCUUCCAGCACUGCUGGCGGUGAUCGAGAUGCGGACAGUUUCUCACUGUCGCUAAGCGAGCGCACUACCGAGUCACCGUCGCAGGUGUCGAGCAAUGUGUCGCUGUUGUCACCAUUGCGCAAAAUGGACUUUGCACUGUGUGAAGUAUCGGCCACGGAAAGCAGCCCAAUGUGCGAGGACGCCGACUCACUGCAGGAGGAUGACUGUCACCUGCCGCACCAUCAGCUUCCCGAUAGUAUGGAUAUGGGUCAGGGGGCCAGUGGGAAUGGUGCCGGUGCUGUGACGAACGCCGUAGGGGAUUCCGAUGCGAAGGUACUUACACUAGCCGAGCAAAUCAUCGCCGCCAUGCCAGAGCGUAUUAAGAACGAAUCCGAAGAAACUAUGUACCUUGGCAGUCCGUUGCCAGAUUCUUUGAACGAGGAUACGUCGGGAAUGGGCAUAUUGAAUGAUACCUUUAUGGAGCCGUUGCUCGAUUCGCUUCCUUCGUCGCAGUUUGAUCAGGAGUUUAAUUUUGAGUUCAGCGAUCAUAACUAUCGUUAUCAUGACGUCGGUACACCCUGCUCUAGCCUCAGUCCGGCAUCUUCUGGUCCGCUGCAGUCACCUGCCAGCUAUUCCAUACCGCAAGACCAUCCCGUUGGAUCACCGAGUCCACCACCAACUACGCAAGACUUUACCGAGUUUCUACAGUCCUCGAACAGCACCGUGCGACCGUUUGAAGCCGACUUCUCCAACCUGAAGCUAAACGAUCGCGAGCAGCGUGAACUUUACGAGGCGGCAAAGUGCAUCCAGAAGGCGUACCGGUCCUACAAAGGUCGGAAAAGUCGCAUGGAGGAACAGGACAAGGAACGCACGGCUGCCGUUGUGAUACAGAACUACUAUCGGCGGUACAAGCAGUACGCAUACUACCGCCAGAUGACGCAGGCCGCCCUCGUCAUCCAGAAUGGUUACCGGUCGUACUGUGAGAACAAGCGGUUCAAAAAGUCCCAAAGCACGCAGCAGCAGCAGCUGCCGGUGACGAGCAGCGAGGAAGACAAGGCAUCCGCACAGUGUCUCGAAACGUACUACCAAAACUUCCGCAACGAGCAGAAGCAGCAACAAUCGCCUCAGCAGCAACAGCAGAACAAUCAACCGGGAGGUUCCAUCUCGAAGGAACCAAGUCCGUCGGGUCCCUUAAAACGAACCUAUUCGCAACGAACACAAAAUCAGGCCGCUAGAAAGAUACAGCAGUUUAUGAGACAAUCGAAAAACAAUACAUGGGAUGAGCAAAUGACUAACUUGGCUACAGAGAGAACGAGCCGAAAAAGAGAGGCUGGUCCACCUACGCAGGGUGGAGUACCUCCAAAGCUUGCAGUGUCACGAACACCCCGAGGCACAGCCUACCAACGCUCCAAAGUGAACUGA
Messenger RNA from Anopheles marshallii, 6897 nucleotides. RefSeq names its product calmodulin-binding transcription activator 1 (gene Camta). NCBI's taxonomy places the organism in Eukaryota, Metazoa, Arthropoda, Insecta, Diptera, Culicidae. Gene Ontology annotation, molecular function: double-stranded DNA binding; transcription coregulator activity; protein binding. The transcript is spliced from 19 exons. Gene Ontology annotation, cellular component: nucleus. The record is from RefSeq and is a predicted model, not a curated record. Gene Ontology annotation, biological process: regulation of transcription by RNA polymerase II. The coding region runs from base 1 to 6897 and encodes 2298 amino acids.